Molecule: messenger RNA, 689 nt
Organism: Cervus elaphus (red deer)
Lineage: Eukaryota; Metazoa; Chordata; Mammalia; Artiodactyla; Cervidae
Gene: TIMM10
Product: translocase of inner mitochondrial membrane 10
Exons: 3
Coding region: 189-461 (90 amino acids)
Biological process (GO): protein insertion into mitochondrial inner membrane
Cellular component (GO): mitochondrial inner membrane
Source: RefSeq, a predicted model, not a curated record
CCACCUCGAGGGGCCGGGCGUCAAGGCGCCGGGACCCGCUCUGCAGGCCCGCCGUCGCCAGCUCUGCGACCUUGGGCGGGGCCGCGUUCCCCUUCGGAGCCUCGGUUCCCACGUCCGUCGCGGGGUGCCUGAGCUCCCCGAGGAACUAGGAGGCCGGCAGGAGAUCUCUUCCAGGGCGCACGGCUGAGAUGGACCCACUCAGGGCCCAGCAGCUGGCCGCGGAGCUGGAGGUAGAGAUGAUGGCCGACAUGUACAACAGAAUGACCAGCGCCUGCCACCGGAAGUGCGUGCCUCCCCACUACAAGGAAGCAGAGCUGUCCAAGGGCGAGUCCGUGUGCCUGGACCGGUGUGUCUCCAAGUACCUGGACAUCCAUGAGCGGAUGGGCAAGAAGCUGACAGAGCUGUCUAUGCAGGAUGAGGAGCUGAUGAAGAGGGUGCAGCAGAGUGCUGGGCCUGUGUGAGGCGCCGAACAGUACGCCCUAAGGAGCACCCCAUCCCUUCCCACUUGUCUAAUAAAAGUGCCCCCGUUGGGUGUCAUCUGUGAAGACUGCAAGGCCUGGGCUCCUUCCGGAGAGUCUCCAGGAGCAGAAGGAGUUUCCCAGGCGCAGAAGGGUGUCUGUCACCCUGGGCUGUGACUGUGUGUGUGAGUGUAUAUGUAUAUAUUAUAUAUUAAAACAAAUUUAUUGACA